AUGUAUGUCAAACCUGAACAACUUAGAUACAUUGGAACACCUUUGAGUGUGCAUCAUUUUCGUGUAGGUGAUUAUUUGGAUAUAACUGCAAGAACCAUUAAUCGUGGAUUUCAAGGGGUUAUUGAACGUUGGGGAAUGAAAGGUGGACCUGCUGCUCAUGGUUCUACUAAAUUUCAUCGUAGAAUGGGAAGUGCCGCAGGAUGUGGAGGAGUAAUUCAUCGAGGCAAACGUAUGGCAGGUGUUAUGGGUAAUCGAUUCAGAAAUUUGCGUGGUGUAAUGAUUGUGAGAAUUAAUCCGAAACUUGGCCUUAUAUAUGUACCAGGUACAACACCGGGGCCUGUACAUUCCUACUGUCUUUUGAAUGAUUCUUGGUUAAUAAAUCGUCGAUCUCAACUAAAUGCUAAUCCGCCACCUGUUCCAACAUAUCUUCCUCCUUCUGUGGAUGAAACUAUUUCAAAUCAACUCGAUCUAAGCUUGUGCCUUGAUGUUGAUGAUGAUUUUGAGCAAGAUAUUUACCAUGAAUCAAUUCAUCCAAGUUAUUGUCCUUCCAUAUCUUAUUCAGAAGAUACUAUGUGA
This is a messenger RNA of Schistosoma turkestanicum, 576 nucleotides long. Lineage: Eukaryota; Metazoa; Platyhelminthes; Trematoda; Strigeidida; Schistosomatidae. The record is from the annotation of a GenBank genome assembly.